Molecule: messenger RNA, 465 nt
Organism: Aspergillus neoniger CBS 115656
Lineage: Eukaryota; Fungi; Ascomycota; Eurotiomycetes; Eurotiales; Aspergillaceae
Exons: 3
Coding region: 1-465 (154 amino acids)
Source: RefSeq, a predicted model, not a curated record
AUGGUGUGUAUCCCUCUUUCAGAUAGAGCAGUAUGUCUUGCACUUCUGUCUCUCCAGAGUGUGACCACAUUUGUUAUCUGUUGCAUGCGUCAAGAGCUGGAAGAAAGCUUACGGAUGCCUUUCCAGAGCAGAGUAAGGUCUAGCACUGGAAAGUACCUCCCGCACCCAGAAGGCAUGACUAUCCGCAGUCCAGACCUGAACCCAAUCGCUCCAACCCGACCUAGUCACAUUCGGGAGACACAUGAAUUCCGUACGGAGUCUGUUAUAGAAGACCAAGUAAGGUUUUCCGCUCUUCCAGCUGCUGAGAGGGCUUGUACAAUAGGAAGGAUGUCUGUUAGUGGAUUACGUAUUGCAUGGUCUGGCAAUAUACCAGCAUGGAUGCCGUCAGUCUUGGGUAACGAGCAAUCCGGCUAUGUUUGGUAUACCCGUAGAAGGAUAAGUUCGAAGGAGAUAGAUCGUGCCUAG